AUGGAUGAAUUUGAGUUAUAUGAUAAGAAGUUAAAAGCAUUGCACCAAAAGGAACGUGAUAAACAACUUAAAAAAAAUUUACAAGCUACGAAACGUAUUAAUAGCUAUACUAGACCAAGUGAAGAUAAGACAAGUAAACUUGAAUAUUUAUACUUUAAACAACAAUUGUCAGAAAAAAAGGAUACAAGAAGUUGGUUUUUAAAAUAUGACAAGGAAUUGUCUAAAUCAUUAACAAUAAAUUAUGGUGAAACAGAUCGUGUAUCUUUACCAAUAGAGAUACUUUCAUCAUUAUCUAAUGAUAAUGAUGAUAAUUCAUAUCCUUUAUUAUUCAAGCUUGAAGUUAUAAAUAAUGAUAGAUGUGAAUCUGAUGAAUCAAGUAUUACACAUUGUAGUGUAUUAGAUUUUUCAUCAUCUUCUGGAAAAAUAGGUUUACCCAAUAAAGUAUUAAGAUGCUUAAAAAUAAAUAAUACAUCACUUGAUAAUUGUUUAUUAAUAAGAAUUGAAUAUGUAAGAUUAUGUAAAGCUUCAUAUGCAUUAUUUGAAUUAGUACAAAAUUAUGAUAGAAUUUUAAAUUUACCAAAUAUUAAACCAUUAUUGGAAUCAUAUUUACGUGAUUAUUUCUCAACUUUAACAAAAAAUGAUACUUUAAUAAUAUAUUCACUACAUUCAAAAUUGAGACAAGAACCUUUGGCUAUAGUUAAGGUAAAACAAAUAGAACCUGAAGAUGCCACUUGUAUUAUUAAUACAGAUCUAGCUAUUGAUUUAAUUACAAGUGAUAUUAAUACACUGAAUGAAAAUGAAGAUAAUAAUGGAAUUAAUAAGGAUGAUAUAAUAUUAAAUAUUAGUGAUGUAUUAAAAUUUCAAUUUAAAGAGAGUAAAUUAAAUGAAGAUAUUGGUAAAUAUAAUAAUAAAGAUAAGAAUAAUAAAUAUGAAGCUAAGAUUAUAAAUAAUAUUGAAUCUAAUAAAACUAGAGAGAAUUAUUAUACUUGUAAUUCUGUUAAAAUACUAAUACCAUUUGAAAUUAGAAAAUUAUUGACAGAAAGGAAUAAUAAUAAAAUAGUAACUAUUAAUAUAUCAAUUGAAAGUAAUUUUGAAUUUGAAUUUUUUGUAUCAUUUCCACCAUUAAUGGAGGCAUCUAAGCAUCUUCACUAUAUCAGAUCAUACCCAGAAAAUAACAAUCAAUUAAAUAUAAAAUAUCAAGAUAUUUUAGAUUGUUUACCUAUGAAUGAUUUUAGAAAUAGUUUAAAUCCUUUUAAUUUAGAUCAAAGAUCAGAAAAUAAUUUGGGAUUUUCACAACCUUUGGAUUUUUUCCCUAGUAUACUUAAUAUUACCUUUUUACCAAUUCAAGAUAUAACAGACUCAAAUCAAUUAAUAUUAGGUACUUUUAGAACAAAACUUAAGAUAGAAGAAAGUAAUGAAUUAGUAGUUUCUACAAAUAAUAAAGAUGAAAUUAAUACAGAUGAGAUAACUUCUAAAAUAAAUAUGAUUAAUUGUACUAAUUGUAAUAGAUUAAUACCAAAUGAAUCAUUAACAACACAUUCAUUACAUUGUCAACGCCUAUAUAGUAAAUGUGAAAUUUGUGGUAUAAUAAUGAAGAAAGUAGAACUUAAACAACAUAUUCAUUGUAAUAUAUGUAAUUUGGGAAUUAAGAAAGAACUUCAAGAUCAUCAUAUUAAACUAUAUCAUACAACUAUUGAAUGUGGAUUAUGUAAUGAAUCUAUAGCUCCUGUUAAUAUUAAACUUCAUCAAUUAGAAACUUGUUCUAAACGUAUUAUUUUAUGUAGAUUUUGUGGUAAUCAUGUUGAAGCUGGGAUAGAUGAUCAUAUAGUAGAUUUCAAAGAUAAAUACUACUAUAAUCUUACUUCUCAUGAAUCUUAUUGUGGAUCUAAAACUAUUAAUUGUGAUAUAUGUCAUAAAUUUAUACCUAUGAAAGAAAUCUAUGAACAUAAAGUUAUGGUUCAUAGAAUUAAUAAUGUUACCUAA
Cryptosporidium muris RN66 is the source of this 1983-nucleotide messenger RNA. RefSeq lists its product as uncharacterized. NCBI's taxonomy places the organism in Eukaryota, Apicomplexa, Conoidasida, Eucoccidiorida, Cryptosporidiidae. Gene Ontology annotation, molecular function: polyubiquitin modification-dependent protein binding. The transcript has a single exon. Gene Ontology annotation, cellular component: VCP-NPL4-UFD1 AAA ATPase complex. The record is from RefSeq and is a predicted model, not a curated record. The coding region runs from base 1 to 1983 and encodes 660 amino acids.